GGCGGGGUGGGAGUGAGGGGCUUGCAGCGGGACUGGCCCUUUAAGGGGGUGUGGUCGGGGGGCGGGGAAGCGAGUGAGACAGAGAAAGCGGCUUCGGCGGCGGCGGCGGCUGCGGCGGCGGCGGCGGCGGCUCGGGCGGCGGCCGCGGGGGACAAAGGGCGGGCGGAUCGGCGGGGAGGGGGCGGGGCGCGGCCAGGCCAGGCCCGGGGGCUCCGCAUGCUGCAGCUGCCCCCGGGCGCCCCCGCCGCCGCCCGCCGCGGAGCAGCGCGGAGCCCAGCCCGCGAGUUAACCCGAGCCAGCGGCCCGGAGCCAGCCGGCGGGCGUCCCGGAGGCGGCGGCGCAGGGAGGGGCCCGACGGCGCACGUGGCCCCGGCGGCCGCCAUGGCGGACAGCGGCCCCGCGGGGGGCGCGGCGUUGGCAGCCCCGGCCCCUGGGCCGGGCAGUGGUGGCCCAGGGCCCCGCGUCUACUUUCAGAGCCCCCCUGGGGCUGCAGGCGAGGGCCCAGGCGGCGCGGACGACGAGGGCCCAGUGAGGCGCCAAGGGAAGGUCACGGUCAAGUACGACCGCAAGGAGCUACGGAAGCGCCUCAACCUGGAGGAGUGGAUCUUGGAGCAGCUCACUCGCCUCUACGACUGCCAGGAAGAGGAAAUACCCGAGUUGGAGAUUGAUGUGGAUGAACUCCUGGACAUGGAAAGUGAUGAUACCCGGGCUGCCAGGGUCAAGGAGCUGCUGGUUGACUGUUACAAACCCACUGAGGCCUUCAUCUCUGGCCUGCUGGACAAGAUCCGGGGCAUGCAGAAGCUGAGCACACCCCAGAAGAAGUAAGGGUCCUCGACCCACAUGAAUGGUGGCUCCCACAGGACAAUCGCUGCCCCCCGACCUCGUAGCAACAGCAAUACCGGGGGGCCCUGCGGCCAGGCCUGGCGCCAUGAGCAGGGCUCCCCGUGCCCCUGGCCCAGGGGCCUCUUCCCUGCCCCCUCAGUUUUCCAUUUUGGGGUUUUUUAUUGUUAUUAAACUGAUGGGACUUUUUGUGUUUUUAUAUUGAUUCUGCGGCGCGGCCCUUUAAUAAAGCUAGGAUAUGCCUUUGGUGCA
Messenger RNA from Acinonyx jubatus (cheetah), 1092 nucleotides. RefSeq names its product protein phosphatase 1 regulatory inhibitor subunit 14B (gene PPP1R14B). The record is from RefSeq and is a predicted model, not a curated record. Lineage: Eukaryota; Metazoa; Chordata; Mammalia; Carnivora; Felidae. Gene Ontology annotation, biological process: regulation of phosphorylation; innate immune response. Gene Ontology annotation, molecular function: protein serine/threonine phosphatase inhibitor activity. Gene Ontology annotation, cellular component: cytoplasm.